Messenger RNA from Malaclemys terrapin pileata, 6100 nucleotides. It is a transcript of the gene LPGAT1, whose product is annotated as lysophosphatidylglycerol acyltransferase 1. The transcript has 9 exons. Gene Ontology annotation, cellular component: endomembrane system. The coding region runs from base 310 to 1422 and encodes 370 amino acids. Gene Ontology annotation, molecular function: acyltransferase activity. The record is from RefSeq and is a predicted model, not a curated record. NCBI's taxonomy places the organism in Eukaryota, Metazoa, Chordata, Testudines, Emydidae.
GCUCCGCUUCUGCCUCUUGCAGCCGCCGCUUCCUCGGGAGCGAGCGAGAGGCGAGCAGUCACGGCGGAGACCCAGCCCGGCUGCGGGGGUGGCCGCUGCAAGGGGAGUAGAGCGGCCGGCGCGGAGCGCUCCCGGCCCGUUACCCAGGGCCCGGCCAGUCACCUCCGGGUCCAUGAGCCCGCCGCCCCGCCGAGCCGCCUCCGCCUCCAGCCGCCGUCAACCGCGACACGCGCCGCCGCCUCCCGCCGCGGCCUCCUCUGUUCCCCUGCGCCGCAGGAGGAAGAGCCCACAUACUCUGGUGUGAAGAGAAUGGCUGUGACUUUAGAACAGGCCCAGAGGGUGGGCUAUACAUUUCUGAAAGGACUCCUGAGGUUCGGCUUCAUGGUUGCCAAUAACCUAGUUGCUAUUCCAUCCUACAUCUUGUAUUUAAUUAUACUGCAGCCUCUUCGACUGUUGGAUAGUAAGCGGUUCUGGUAUAUCGAAGGAGUAUUAUUUAAAUGGCUUUUAGCUAUGGUGGCUUCCUGGGGCUGGUGGGCAGGAUAUACAGUAGUCGAGUGGGGAGAUGAUGUUAAAGUAGUUUCAGAAGAUGAAGCCAUGAUGUUGGUGAACCAUCAAGCAACAGGAGAUGUCUGCACGCUAAUGAUGUGCCUUCAGGAUAAAGGCACGGUUGUCCGUCAGAUGAUGUGGCUGAUGGAUCAUAUUUUUAAGUAUACAAACUUCGGGAUUGUAUCGCUAAUCCACGGAGACUUCUUUAUAAGACAGGGAAAAGCUCACCGUGACCAGCAGCUUGUGCUCCUAAAGGAGCAUCUAGACAAACAUUACAGGAGCCGUGACCGGAAAUGGAUUGUACUGUUUCCAGAGGGCGGCUUUCUUAGAAAAAGGAGGGAAACAAGCCAGGCAUUUGCUAAGAAAAACAAUUUGCCAUUUCUUACAUAUGUCACCCUGCCAAGACUGGGAGCAACACAAGUUAUUCUGAAAUCACUUGUAGCUCAGCAAGAAAAUGGAAUCCCCGCAGGUGGAGAUGCGAUGGUAGCAGAGAGCAAAUCAAAAGGUCUUCAAUGGGUGAUAGAUACAACCAUUGCUUACCCUAAUGCAGAACCUAUAGACAUCCAGACCUGGAUUCUUGGCUACAGACGACCGACAGUCACACAUGUACAUUACAGGAUUUUUCCAAUUAAAGAUGUACCUGCAGAGCCUGAAGCCCUCACUGAUUGGCUAUAUCAACGGUUCAUUGAAAAAGAGGAUCUUUUGUCACAUUUUUACAAAACAGGAGCAUUUCCUCCUCUUCCGGGUCAAGCAAAGGCUAUUUCCCGAGAGAUGACCCUCAGCAACUUGUGGCUAAUUGUCAUACAGUCCCUUGCAUUUUUGUCGGGCAUUAUGUGGUACUGCAUCCUUCAGUAUUUUUAUCAUUGCCUAUUUUAGAAGUUGAAAGGGACCUGAGGACACUUUGAGAAGCCAGGCUCUUGCAAAUCUGCAUCAUGUUUAUAUGUGCAAAUGUGAAUAUACAAGAGUAAAGGAAAAUGCUGGAUGGAUUUUUACCCCUCUUAGGGGAGAUUUUAAACUCCACUAAAAGUGAGGAUCAGUAAUAUCGUGACCUGAUGAUGUAUUUUAAGAACUGUCCGUAUUUUUAAAAGGUGUAUACCCCCCACACUCUGAAGCAAAUUCAGCAUUUGGACAAGAGGUGCAAUUGUACAACCACCAUAGAAGAAAGUCUGCAACAAGAAAGUUCUAACGCCACAGGUAUUUCUCAGCAUUGUAGUUAAAGCUCAGAAAAUUCAGCAACUUUGUUUCUCUAGUAGUCUGUACUACAAGUUGUGUGGUUAGAGAUCCUUCAUUUGCAAAAACUCAAGUUUUACUGCUGGGAUCUGUUAAACAUAUUCUGCAGAGCUGGUUAUGGUAUCUUAACUGCUCCCUGAUCAGCCAUCGUUGUAUUAGACACACCAUUCCUAAGGACAACGCCCAUGUGAGAGCCAGUGUCAGCAAUGUUUUUUUGGGGAGAAAACAGUGCUCAGAAAGGUGUUUCAGUAUCAUAAUGUAUUUAAAAAUGAUGUGCACCUGAUAAAUCAGCCCAUUACCAUUGAACAUCUGCCAUGUUCCAGUGUAUUCCUUCUUGUGAGGGAACUUUAAAAAGUCACAUCACUUGAUUAGUUCCCUUUUGUGUUUAAAAUGUGUUCCAUAAAUUGAUGAUUGUCUUUUUGCAAAAUGCACUUUUAAAGAUGAAAAUACAGUGAAGGAAAGAUAUAUCGCUUAGGGAAAAAAGGAAGCUUUAUCUAUAGCAACUUGGAAUCUUAAGAGGCAUUAACUCUCCUGCUACCCUUCUGUGUUGGAUACCAAACUUUAGCCAAUGUGACUGUUGUAUAGCUUACAGAGACCUUUUUUUCCAGUUGUUCUAACAGCACUAAAUACAUUUGUGGCAGGGUUUAAGCAAAUUAAUGCCAAAUCAUCAACAUUUUGCUUAGGAAGAAUAUUAGGAAGUUGGUGUCUUUUAAAAAAGUGGGUAUAAGUGCUGGCCUAAAGCUAUAGGAAAAUGUUCAACCUACUUGUUUAAAAAAAAAAAAAAAGUAGUAACUAUACAGAGGGCAGUAUUAACCUGCCACCGUGCUGAAAGUGUCAGUCUCACUAAAAGAAGAAUUAAAAGGCAGCCUGGCACAAAACAGAUUUUCCGAUGUCUGGCUUACAAAUCUUUUGAUGGGAAGUCAGCACUGUGGGUUCUCACUUCUGACAGGUUUAGUUGGCAUCAUUUUCAUGUGAUGACAGAGAUAAAAAGAACUAUUCCUAGAAUACCAUUACUCUUUAUAAGUACAGACCAUGUAGUCAGAACUUAGAGUUACUAUGGUGUAUUAUCUUUCAUGGAUUGUAACUUUACUGAGAGCAAAGUAAGCCAACAGUAGUUGUCUAUGUUGAGUUAGUGGUAUAGAUUCCCUGUUUUUCCUUAAGCUCAUGAGAACCAGUUUUUGAUUAGUGUACAGAAUAAAAAUAUAAAACAUAGCUUCAUAUUUUUCCUUUUGCUUGCGGGGGGGGGGAACAAACCAAAAAAGGGAAAGAUGUGAAUUUUCCCUGAUUUAGUGGGGGAAAAGUGGCCUAGUUAAGUACGCCAAAAAAUACAAUGACUUCAUCAUAAGGUAACUCAGUGUGGCUGAUAACAAAAUGAUGCAUUAUAGAAGAUCAACUGAAAUACCUCAUUGACUAUAAUGAUACCACUACAGGUGAAAUGCAGAAGACAGUGUUAAUGUUUAGCUUAGUGUUCAAUGUAAGCUGCAGUUUUCAAACUCAACUUCCUGAUAACUAACACCCACAUCCCCCCUACCCUCUGAGCUGAAUUGCAGUGUAAGAACAAAAAAACAAAAUAUUGCAAAGGGAGGCCAGUUUGGAACCUGAGAAUUUUCCUUUACACUUUAAUCCAUUCUUGUUAAACUAUAGCUGAAGUAAGCAAUGUAUUUCAUCUGCCAUAUUUCAGGAAGGUAUACGGGAAGUUCAGUGCCAGCCAUCAUAAAUGUGGCCGUAAAUAGCAGGCCAGGUCUGGACAAGAGUGUACUUGAAAUGAUCUGCAGAGUGCAAGUGGCAGACUGUUUUUAUUUGUCUUACUAACAUGAUUUGGUUGGAACUACGUUAUUGAUACCCACAUUCCAACAAGUUAUUUUGUUUUGUAUUGGGAAUGAAGGGGUUGAUAUAAAAAGGGAAGAUUGUGUCUAAGUAAGUUGCACAACAGUAGCAUGCAUCAGACUACUGUUCAUUAUAAACCUGAUACUGCAUGCAAAGAGUAUAUUGCUUUUCUAAUGCAGUAUGGGGUUUCCAGUGGCCUAGCAUGACACACUAAUUACUCACAUGCUGCCUAAUGAAAUAGUAGGAGUGAGCAAUAGUGUGCCGCGAUGGGCAUAUGAUUUACCCAGUCCGUUUGGUUAUUAUUCAACCUGUUCCCUUUUUUUAUAUUGCAAAAUAUUUUUGUUUUAAGGCACUGAUUGUAGUUUCAGUGGGGAGAUUAAGUCACAUUAGAUUGGUUCUCUCCUAUCUGCACUGGAAGAUGUGAAAAGAGAGUGUCAUGUCUUAGUAUGGUUGAAUUAGGUGACAUUGGAAAGACACUGCUGUUAGGAAUUCCGAGUGGAAGUACCAUCCCAUCAUGGACUUAGAUGCUAGUUUAUGAAGGAGAAUAAAACAGGAGUGAUAAAAGGAUUUUUUUAUUAAGGGAAAAAACAUAAAAUAUAGGUAAUAUAUAGGAAAUAUGGUAAUUAAGUACCCUGCUGGUCUAGACUGUUUGGAGAUUAGCAGGCUAUAUUGUAAAAUACGCAAUUCCUUUGAGUGAUAGUUCAGUUACCUGCACCUGGUUAGUGAUCAUAGCUGUAGUGGACACUUUGCUGCAAGCCAUCCAGGGGUUUUCUGUUCAGAACAGUUUUCUCUGGAGGGAAAAAUGCAUCUAGUAGAAAAUUAAUUUAAUUGUAAAAGUGACCUGCCAAGUCGCAGUAUAAUUAAUACAACUUUGAAUUGAUAGUUUAAGGAGCAGUAUUGUGGCGGAAUAUAUAAAACAAUGCAGGGUGGAAAUAUCCGCAGGAAAUUUAAUUAUACAGAUUGUGAACUGUUAAUUUCUCUACUACUUUAGAACAUGAGGGAGAACUAAAGAGAAUUUUAAAAAAAUUGCAAAUGUUGGUUCCAUGUUUUAGAUCGUACAUCUUUUAAAAUGGUUUAAUAACCACUUUGUGAACAAACAAUAUAGCCUUAGUAGUUCAGAGUUGCUGCUUUUUGGAUCCCAUAAAUGAUUAACAUCGUACCAUUCACAAAUUAUGGAACCGCUGUUGUUUUUUUCCCUUUUGUGACAAUCCUUUCCUUACAUGUCCUCUUGUAACUUACAAACCGUUCUACCAACUAUUUCAGUCAUGAUUUGUCUUGAAAGAGGGUUUUUUAAGUUGCUUUAGACAUAUUUAAAAAGCCAGGCUUUUAUUUGCGUUUCUCAGUCGAAAAUUUUUUAUCCUUCUCUUCUAGAAGUCCUCAGAAAUAAGGAGCAACUUACUGCAUCUAAAAUAUAACUACUGUUGUGGUGGUAUUCAUUAUUCACCCGUUUCACAAAAAGAUGGCACUGGUUUUUUUUUUCUCUUUUUUUUUUUCUCUCCCCCCCCGCCCCCCACCUUUCCCCUCAUUGCCACAAGUGCUGUGAACCUUUACUUCUGUUUGUAGAAAACAAUAAAAAUACCGAUUACUGUGUGUGGCAGGUAUUAGGCUGGUCCACUUUACCUUGGCAUAAAAUUUACCUUGGGACCAAAGCUACUUAAAUCUGGGAUUUCCAAAUUGCAAAACUGUUUGGGGGUUGAGGUUUGGGGUUUGUUUUUUUGAUAGUUGGCCUGAACUACUUUGUGCCGAUCUAACAAAAUCGAAUGGAAUAAAGUAACUGUACAAAUGAAGGUACUGUACUGUUUGGAAAUAAUGCAGCCAUAUGAAAGAAAAUGUUGUAUUUUGCAAAAUUGCAUGUGUUAAUUUUUACAUUUAAUUGUUUUUAAAACAGUUGGAAAAGCAAAAUUAAAAAAGAAAAACCACCUGUACUUGAGUUGCAAGGUCUGCAUACGUUAACAUUUCUGAAUUGUUUUAUUUUUAUUGUGUACAACUGUAGGCUACAUGGCUGUGAUACAGAGAAAAAUCUUUAAAAGUAAGGAGUCUAUGCAUUUUACAGUUAAACUUUUUAUUUUACCAUUGGGUAAUAAAACAAUUACACAUUGAACAGCUGUUGUGUUACAGUGAGUUGAUUUCCUCUAAACUUACUACAAAAGGGUGUUUAUUUUGUACAAUGAAAUUUAGUUUUUUUGAUGCCAUAUUGUUAACGUUAGUCUCUCUGAAUUUUCCCUCUCCCUGUUGUGUAUCUGCGUUUUGUUGCGUAUGGUCAGAAUGAAUGCAAAAAUUUGUAGUUAGUUACUAAAAGUGAUUUUACAAAGGGCUGGUCACACUGGGAUUUAUUUUACUUAUUUCUUUCUUGGAUAUUUUUACCAAAUCUUUUCAACAACCUAGACAUUUUUCAGUAAUUUAGAUAUAGGUACCAAAAGAGAUUUUUCUUUACAGAAACUAACAGGUGACACUUUUUGUUUAAGUGUGACAAAAUAAAGUUGCUUUUUCAAGAUUC